AUGGAUAGUGGAAUAAAUGUUUCCUCAUCAGAUCAGGGAAGUCAGUAUAGUGCUGCUGAAGAUGAAGAUGAUUCAAAUCCAAGUUUACUUCGAAGAACAACAAUUGGAAAUGGUCCUCCUAAAUCUAUAUUGGACUGGACUCAAGAAAGUUCUACAUUAGCAACCCAAAAUGCAACUAAUCAAGCAAUUUCUAGGAAACACUGGAGGCUUCUUCAAUGCCAGAAUGGACUUCGUAUCUUUGAAGAGCUUCUUGAAGUUGAUUUUCUUCCAAAGAGCUGUAGUAGGGCUAUGAAGGCUUCUGGUGUUGUGGAAGCCAGUUGUGAAGAAGUAUUUGAGUAUAUAAUGAGUAUGGAUGGAACACGUUCUGAGUGGGACUGUAAUUUCCAGGAUGGUAGCCUAGUUGAGGAGGUUGGAUCUGGGAAAGGUCAAGUUAUUGAGAUGGGACUCAUAACCACCUCAUUGCUUAGUGGCGACAAUUCUCCUAUACUAGUUCCAAAUCUCAUGUUUUCUAGUGAGCCUAUUAUAAAGAACACAACUGCUUUUUGGCAUGCAAUGAAGUCCAAGAUAUUUCUUGGAGAUGAUGAGACUAAGGAGAUCUACAAGAUGUGUUAUGCAAAAUGCAAGCCAGUGAUACUGGAACUUGUGAUGUUGGUAGAAUUGAAAGUCCCAACCGAAUUUCAGGGCACUGUUGCUGGAGACUUGAACAUGAGAAAAGGAAUAAUUGUUGGAAAUGACCAAGAUGGAGAUGAUUCUGUUAUCAAUGCCCUUGUAAGUCCCACUGAACAAUAUGUUUGGAUACUCAACAGCUCUUCGUUCCAUGACACUGUUUGUUUAUAUCAAUGCUACUUCAGAAAGCUUGUGUAUAAUAUUCAGAACGUAUCCCUAGAAGGCCAGGCUAUAAUUGGAAUGAUGCACCUGGUAUGGGCUGUAUUGAAGCUUGGAUUCUUGGAAAAGGGUAUCAUGUGGAAACAGAAGCAUAACAAUAAGAAGUAG
Lactuca virosa is the source of this 993-nucleotide messenger RNA. Lineage: Eukaryota; Viridiplantae; Streptophyta; Magnoliopsida; Asterales; Asteraceae. The record is from the annotation of a GenBank genome assembly.